UUGAAUUAAGUUGUAAAAAUUAAACAAUAAUUUCCUCAGAAGUCUAAUAGAUUGGAAUUCGUCUAUUCUGCUCCAUUUCCUAUGCCGCAAAUCAAUCCAGCAAGAUGUCUCACAUACCACGUUUUAUAGAUGAAAACCGUGUUAUUGCAGUUCUAAAAUGGCCGCAAGUAAUUGAAGCGGUAGAAGAAGGAAUACGCGCCGCUUCCUCAAAGCCAGAACCAGCUCCGCCAGCAAGCAACUGCGGAAGUAAAAAUCCCUAUGCCAUACAACCUGCACGCAUCUUCACACAGGCAGGUUUCAAUAGUUGUAAUUACCUACUUGCUAUGCCCGGAUUUUUGGGCGAUUGGGAGUUAGAGCCAACAGACCGUAAGAAAAGAUGCUCAAACCAACAGGAUUCUAAACUUAGCACUUUAAUAUGUAAGUGUGUCACAAAUUUUCCAAUCAAUGAAAGUUGUCCUUGCCCAUUGCCGCAUGUAAUGGCACACAUAUUAUUCUACAAUGUGCGGUCCGGUUGCUUGGAAUGCAUCAUUGAAGCGAAUACUCUUACGGUUUGGCGUACGGCUGCUGCUUCGGCUGUGGCUACACGGUAUUUGUAUUAUAGACGUUUCGGUAAAUCUGAAAAUCGUGUUAUAAAUCUGGCCAUUAUUGGUUCUGGAGUGGAAGGGCAUGUCCAUGCGCUUGCUAUGCUCGAUACCUUCUGCCUUAACACUCUAUAUUUAUGGGACGAAGAUAUAGAAAAAGCAAAAUGUCUUGCUAAGAGACUUUGUCCGGAUGCACCGAACGUAGAUAUAAAAAUUGGACAAUCCGUCCAAACUACUGUGAGCGAUGCAGACGUCAUAUGCAUGUGUACUGACUCAUGUGAGCCUUUAUUGACAACUGACAUGAUAACUAAGCCAUCAGUUCAUAUUAACGCGGCUGGCAUGUAUGGACAAAUUGGUCGAGAUGUUUAUGAAAAAGCAGCUAUUUAUACGGAUUCAAGAGCACACGCGCAAGAAAUAAAAAAUCUGCCUGGUCCAAUAGUUGCCGAGGUGGGGGAAGUCAUAAAAGAAAUGGAAUAUCCACCAAUAGAAGGUAUAACGAUAUUUCAAUGUAUGGGAAUGGCAGCUGAAGACGCACCCGUUGCACACAUUGUGUACAACGCGUAUAGAUAAAUAUUUGCGCAUACUUACUAACUGCAGCUAAGGUGAUGGAGCGAGUAGACAAGACUAUCAAUUUCUAAAUUUCCUAAAUUGUUAUUUUCAAGAAAUAAAUCCAGUUCAAGGGCUUAUUAAACAAAUUUGAAGUGUAUUAAGAAAAUUUCUUUAUUUAAAAUUUGAUCACAGGCAUGAUAAAUUCAUAUUCUACUGUGUCCUUUUCAAUAAAGCAAACUAACAAAAUAGGUAA
This is a messenger RNA of Teleopsis dalmanni, 1383 nucleotides long. Its product is annotated as ketimine reductase mu-crystallin-like. The record is from RefSeq and is a predicted model, not a curated record. Gene Ontology annotation, molecular function: hormone binding. Gene Ontology annotation, cellular component: cytoplasm. Lineage: Eukaryota; Metazoa; Arthropoda; Insecta; Diptera; Diopsidae. The transcript has 4 exons. Bases 105 to 1151 code for a protein of 348 amino acids.